Messenger RNA from Neopsephotus bourkii (Bourke's parrot), 1445 nucleotides. RefSeq names its product transmembrane protein 183A (gene TMEM183A). Gene Ontology annotation, biological process: regulation of protein stability. The transcript has 8 exons. Gene Ontology annotation, molecular function: protein binding. The coding region runs from base 53 to 1159 and encodes 368 amino acids. The record is from RefSeq and is a predicted model, not a curated record. Gene Ontology annotation, cellular component: SCF ubiquitin ligase complex. Lineage: Eukaryota; Metazoa; Chordata; Aves; Psittaciformes; Psittacidae.
GCUGGCGGGGGUGGCGCUGUCCCCGCGGCCCCGCUGCGGCCCCGGGCGGGACAUGGCCCCUCGCGGCCGCCCCGCCGCCGCCGCCAUGCCCAAGAGGGGCGCCCGUAAGCGCCUCAAGUUCCGGGCCGACGAUGUGUGCUCCGAGCGCGUGACGGUGGCGGAUUACGCGAACUCAGACCCGGCUGUCGUGAAGUCUGGACGGGUGAAGAAAGCCGUGGCCAACGCGGUGCAGCAGGAAGUAAAAUCCCUCUGUGGUUUGGAAGCUUCUUGUGUUCCUGCUGAGGAAGUGCUCUCCGUAUCGGGGGAGUCUUGUGACAGCAGUGAUGAAAUGGAUACGAAGGAGAGCAUCAACGGGCGAGCUGCUUCUAGAAAAAAGAAGAGCAAAAGGCACAAAGAAGAUCCUGAUGGGGGUGGUGGAGAGGAAUACCCCAUUGAUAUCUGGCUGCUGUUGGCUUCCUACAUUCGCCCUGAGGACAUUGUCCGCUUCUCUUUGAUUUGCAAGAAAGCCUGGACUGUUACUUGCACUGCUGCCUUUUGGACCAGGCUCUACAGAAGGCACUACAGUCUGGACGCAUACCUGCCCCUGCGCCUGCGCCCGGAGUCGAUGGAGAAGCUGCACUGCCUUCGGGCGUGUGUCAUCCGGUCGCUGUACCACAUGUACGAGCCUUUUGCAGCUCGAGUUUCCAGGAAUCCAGCUAUUCCAGACAGUACUCCCAGCACUUUAAAAAAUUCCAGAUGUCUGCUUUUCUGGUGCAAAAAGAUUGAAGGGAACAGACAAGAAGCAAUGUGGGAAUUCAACUUCAAGUUCAAAAAGCAGUCUCCCAGAUUUAAGAGCAAGUGUUGCAAAGGUCUCCAGCCACCCAUUCAGUAUGAAGAAGUCCAUACAAAUCCAGAUCAGGAUUGCUGUCUACUGCAGAUCACCACCUUCAACUUCAUAUUCGUGCCAAUAGUCAUGGGUAUGACGUUUACCUUGUUCACCAUCAACGUGAGCACAGACAUGAGGCAUCAUCGCGUGCGCCUGGUGUUCCAGGACGCUCCGGUUCGCAACGGCAGGAAACCACGCCUGGAGCAGGGAGUGCAGGUUGUGCUGGACCCCGUGCACAGCGUGCGGCUCCUGGAUUGGUGGCACCCACAGUACCCCUUCUCUCCAAAAGCUUAAGUGCUCCCUGGGCCUCAGAGCCGGCGGGUGCCUCCCUGUCACAGGCUGAAGAGUAUGUCAAGGAAGCAGGAAAUCCUCUUUUCAUUUCUUAAAUAAAUUCUGCAGUCUUCUUGCAAGUGGUUGAAGCUGCUGCGCUGGUCUGUAUGUAUAGAACUUCUGGUCAGUGAUGGGCAGAGCUAAGUGUAAAGCAGAAACUCUUUGUAAACACACUUUUAUGUAAAAUUCCGAUUUUAUGAUUUGAAAGGAGCUCCCUGGAACUGUUCAUUUAAAAUCCUUUUGGUGCUAA